UCAUUACUCGGAAAAUCCUUAUCUUCUGUUAUGCUGAAAAAGCAACUACUUGCUGGAGCUGUUCUACUAAUUGGAGCAGUGAAUAUGUUCUAUUACUAUCUUGAAGGUUACUUGAUCCGUUUUAUGCAAAUGUAUGAAUCAACGCAAUCAACGUUCACGAUGAGAGCUACCUUCUCUGCAUCUUUUUCGUUGAGUGUCGGCCGAGAAGCGUUAGAUCCUGAAGCGAUGCCGGCUUCGGCUGCAAGCGCUGACUUUGGACCUAAUGACCUUCAGAUACCGGCUUUGAAAAUCGGCAUCGUAACAGUACUGGGAGCAUAUGGCGACCGUGCAAAGUAUCAAACUGCAAUGAGUACGAUGGAAUGCUAUGCUCUCAGACACAACUACACCUAUUUGGUACUGAUUGCAACAGAUUACAGAAAGGAAUGCGCUCAGAAAGAUGUCACUUUUCAACGGCAUUGUAUCGUAGCAAAAGCACUCGGAUCAUUCGAUUGGAUUCUCUUCGUUGAUGCAGAUAUUGGAGUGGUCAAUGAAAAUAGUAAAUUGGAGAAAUUUCUCGACUCGACCAAGGACAUCAUCUUCUACAGUAGAUUUUUCAACCACGAAAUUAUGGCUGGAUCGUACCUCGUAAAGCGAAGUGAAUUUUCAAAACGGUUUCUCCAUGGAUGGGCAGACUAUGAGUUUUCUUUGCCGAAAUCCUUUCAUGGUAGAGAUAAUGGGGCCAUUCAUAUGUGGGUCGUCAAACAAGCACCUUCACCUGACCUAGAAGAAUGUGAAGAGCUAUGGAAUGCAGCAAAGGACUACACCAGUCUAUCGUACUAUACUGUGUGCUGCCGGCAAAUUUUGCAGAAAGCAAUUUCACCAAACAUCAAAAUUCUAGAAAAGGGGCAAGGAUGGGCUCGAGAUGGAUGGCUGACGAAUGGUCAUUGGAAUCCCGAAAUUGACUUCAUGCAACUGGAUGGACCUCAGUUUUUCCCAUGGUUCGAUACGCUAAGUUCACCAGUAAUAAUUGAGGAGUGCGGAAAAGAAGAACUUCACUGGAACCACGAUCCUCAUCUGAUUCUGUCGAAGGUUACAAUUCUCCAACACUUGGACAAGUGGAAGAAAUUCGUUGAUAAGGAUUUUCAGCUUGUGGCUGAGAAGAUCAGAGGCAGAGGCAGAUCGACAAAGGCAAAUACCUUGGUAUCUCGACAUGGAGUUUCUAAGAACGAUAUAUAG
Haemonchus placei is the source of this 1215-nucleotide messenger RNA. The record is from the annotation of a GenBank genome assembly. NCBI's taxonomy places the organism in Eukaryota, Metazoa, Nematoda, Chromadorea, Rhabditida, Trichostrongylidae.